AUGCGUCACCCCGCAGCACCCACCAUAAUCGCCGUCCUGCUUGGUUUCCUUUUCUUCAUGGUCGUCUGGAGCCGAGUGCGUGCCGAUGACCAUCACGAGGGAAAUCCUCAUCCAGACGAUAUUCCACGGAAAAAGGAGAAAGAGGAGGUCAAUCUUGUCGGCGAUGAAGUCAGUACAGAAGAAGUUGAUCAAAGAAUCUGA
Molecule: messenger RNA, 201 nt
Organism: Bipolaris oryzae ATCC 44560
Lineage: Eukaryota; Fungi; Ascomycota; Dothideomycetes; Pleosporales; Pleosporaceae
Exons: 1
Coding region: 1-201 (66 amino acids)
Source: RefSeq, a predicted model, not a curated record